AUGUCUUUCGCUAUAGAUCCUUUGAGAGAUCAAGAGCCUCUACCAGAAUACGAGCAUCCAUCUGAGACGCGAUGUCCACUGAAAUUUGCAGAUAUCGCGACCAUCGAUCUUGCAGAGUACGAUCGCCCAGGAGGUAGGGAAAGACUAGCGCAGCAACUAAAGCAGCAUGUGCAUAACGUUGGAGAAGGCUUCUUUUACAUUACCAACAUUGGCCUCUCUCAAGCCGAGAUCGACCUACAAUUUGCCAUCGCCAAAAGGUUUUUUGAACUUCCCAAAGAAGAGCGUCUCAAACACCGUGCUCCUUUAGAGAGAGGCAGCUAUAAUGGUUAUCGGCCCCUAGGAGCACUCAGCCUCUUCCCUGGAAUGCAGGACACCUUGGAAUUCUACAGCAUCUUCAAAUUCAUUCCCUCGAGUGAACGAUCGCACCCUCAUAUCGUUCGCCGAUACUUCAAACAAAUUGAAAGCUUCUCCAGGCACAUGCACGAGAAUGUUUCUUUCAAAGUUCUGCGUGUACUUGCACUCAUGCUUGAAUUACCCGAAGACCAAUUUGUCAACGGAAACCGCUACGAGGAUGAAUGCGACAGCUCUAUACGAUACAUGCUUUACCAUCCACGGUCACAGAAGGAGAACAAGACCUUUGAUGACGUGUAUUUUCGGGGACAUACCGACAAAGGAACCAUGACGUUUAUGUUCCAGCAGCCAAUAUCAGGAUUGCAGACUCAGCAUUCGAAAGAAUCAGACUGGGAGUAUCUGCAUAUUCCUGCAGGAUCAGUUGCAGUCAAUAUUGGCGAUACACUUCAAUUUCUUACGAAUGGGUAUUUGAAAAGUGGAUUCCAUCGGGUGAUAGCGCCACCCAGUGAUCAAGUACAUCUCAGUCGACUCGGGUUGCUGUACUUUGUACGACCCACUGAUAAGUUGCCAUGGAGGACACUUGACAGUCCUUUCCUGCAGAGGGCUGGGUAUGGGAAGACUACAACGGAGAGAGAUCAGGAUAUCUCUGGACUGGAUUGGUGGAGAGCUGGGGUUAGGACAAGGAAAGGUGCGAACUACAUGAGUUCUGCGGCUAGUACGGUAUAA
Molecule: messenger RNA, 1077 nt
Organism: Penicillium brevicompactum
Lineage: Eukaryota; Fungi; Ascomycota; Eurotiomycetes; Eurotiales; Aspergillaceae
Exons: 3
Coding region: 1-1077 (358 amino acids)
Molecular function (GO): dioxygenase activity
Source: RefSeq, a predicted model, not a curated record